GUCCUCUACAAGUUUUCACAGAACAGAAGGGAACACAAACAGUAAUCUGGCUAUGAUACCUCUGAAUGAGAAAGUGAGUAAUCUACAGUUACUGUCCUACUCCUCCUCACAGCCAGCUUGGCCGUCUUGUUACCGAUAGCUAUAUUUGAGUAAGAACUACCUACAGGUAAUCACCUGGUUUCUAGCCAGGCUGACAGCCGGAUCUGGGAGCUGAGUACGCAGUGUCAUCGCUGGUCACCUCACAUGCUUUCUGCCUGGACUGCUCCUGUGAUGAUUCGCCUUCCGCUGCUUGUCCUGCUCAUCUUUAACUCGUUAGCUGCCGGCAAUCAACAACCGGAGACUCCUGACUGGAGGAUGACCCUGAAGAGAAUCAGGAACGGGGUGCAUAAGAUUGACAUGUACCUGAACGCAGCUCUGGACCUGCUAGGGGGCGAGGACGGACUGUGCCGCUUUAAAUGCAGAGAUGGUUCCAAGCCAACUCCACGCUACGGCUAUAAACCUUCACCGCCUAAUGGGUGUGGAUCGCCUGUGUUUGGAUUUCAUUUUGAUGUUGGCAUACCCUCUAUGACAAAGUGCUGCAAUCAGCAUGACCGCUGCUAUGACACAUGUGGCAGCCUGAAGAAUGAGUGUGAUGAGCAGUUCCAGAGCUGCCUAUCCAAAAUAUGUAGAGAUGUACAGAGGACCCUGGGUAUUGCAGAGACUGUGAAAGCUUGUGAAUCAACAGUAGAACUCCUGUUUGAUGCCGUCAUACAUUUGGGAUGCAAACCCUUCAUGGAAAGCCAACGAGCUGCUUGCAUCUGCCCCUAUGAAGAGAAGAUAGAUCUUUGAAAGCAGGACUACUGGAUAUUUAUUGCAGUAAUAAACCUGGAUCUGGAACAUUUGUCUAAGUGCAUUUCAAUGC
Messenger RNA from Nanorana parkeri, 901 nucleotides. It is a transcript of the gene PLA2G12A, whose product is annotated as phospholipase A2 group XIIA. NCBI's taxonomy places the organism in Eukaryota, Metazoa, Chordata, Amphibia, Anura, Dicroglossidae. Gene Ontology annotation, molecular function: calcium ion binding; A2-type glycerophospholipase activity. Bases 244 to 828 code for a protein of 194 amino acids. The record is from RefSeq and is a predicted model, not a curated record. The transcript is spliced from 4 exons. Gene Ontology annotation, biological process: lipid catabolic process; phospholipid metabolic process; arachidonate secretion. Gene Ontology annotation, cellular component: extracellular region.